Macroventuria anomochaeta is the source of this 873-nucleotide messenger RNA. RefSeq lists its product as uncharacterized. The record is from RefSeq and is a predicted model, not a curated record. Bases 1 to 873 code for a protein of 290 amino acids. Lineage: Eukaryota; Fungi; Ascomycota; Dothideomycetes; Pleosporales; Didymellaceae. The transcript is spliced from 4 exons.
AUGGCAGCUUCGGCAAGUAGGACUUCGACACUCAGUCUAGGCCCAUUGCCUACACGGUUGCGUCAGAUUGCCUUGGUUACGAGAGAUCUCGAUCGUGCAAGACAGGUACUUACAAACGUUAUAGGCACGGAUGUUAUUUACGAAGACCCUACUGUUGGUCAGUGGGGGCUAAAGAACUUCCUGAUUCCACUAGGUGGUGACAUCAUUGAGGUUGUCUCGCCCUUCAAGGAUGGCACCACAGCGGGUCGCUUGCUCGACAAGCGCGGCGAUGGCGGCUACAUGAUCAUCAUGCAGACUGAGGAUGCAAAUGUGCGGCGGCAUUACAUUGAAUCGAAAAGGUUGGCCAAGGUGAUUACCAGUCAUGAGCAUGGCGAUACUGUAUUCGUGCAGUAUCACCCUAAGGGUAUCAAGGGCGGCAUGAUGCCAGAGCUCGACAGCCACACACCAAGUCCGAAUAACCCUACGCCCCUCAAAUCACGAUUCUCGCCAUGGCACGCAUGCGGCGCAGACUACAAGACGUACUACCCCGGAAUGAGACGAUCCGCACACCUCUCGCUGGAUGGUUGUAUACUACGGCUGCAGCCUGACGAUUACGGACAUGAGGCAGCUGCUCAACAAUGGGAGGAAGUCUUUGGAGUUGCGAGGAGCCGAGAUCUGCUGGCCUUCACGAACGCCAGGAUGGGCUUCGUUCCUGGCCAAAAAGGACGUCCAGAAGGUCUGAUCUCGAUUACGGUUGGUGUGAAAGGGCAGGAGGAUCUUGCCGCUAUCCUAGAAAGAGCAGAGAAAGCUGGUGUCUGCAAUGACGGACAUGUGGAUAUGUGUGGACUUCGAUGGAACUUCGUCCUGACAGGACAUGAAGACUCCAAGCUAUAG